Parnassius mnemosyne (clouded apollo) is the source of this 1749-nucleotide messenger RNA. Lineage: Eukaryota; Metazoa; Arthropoda; Insecta; Lepidoptera; Papilionidae. The record is from the annotation of a GenBank genome assembly.
AGUUGCAUAAUUGAACGUCGUUCAGACGAUCGUGUUUUUAGUAUUGUCCUCUUGUUGACACAGUGUGCAUUUAACAUUAUCAUAUUUUUAGUUUGGUAUCAAUUAUUUUUAAAUGUGUCAUAUUAAAUAAUAUAUUUCUUAUAUUUUUGGUUAACUUUUUAGAAAGGACAGGUUUUGGGUAUGUGUCAUAAAAGUGUAUAGAAAAAUUAGCAGAAAACAUAGUCAUCAAUCAUCAAGAUUUCCUGGUAAUUUCUCUUCUUCCUAAUUCCUAUGGAAUAAGUAGAUACUUUGACGGUUCGAUUCCACGGAUUUUUAUUUAAUUUAUGUUAAUUAUAUAUAAGUUUCGAAAGCUGUUGCGGUUUCAAAUUAAAUAAGAACUACAUAAUGCGAAUUAUUUUGUUUUUGGGUUUAACAAGCUUGAUGCAUCUUGGUCAGACCGAAACAGAAAUACGGCAACCUGGAAGUAAGAAUGAUGAAGAACAAAAUUUACUAGUUAAUGCCCUCAACGAAUUCGGAUUUAAUUUACUAACAAAAAUGAUGAAACAAUAUCCCAACGAGAACAUAGUUAUUUCUCCGGCGAGUAUAUCAUGUCUGCUUGCUAUGACUCUUCUGGGGAGCGUGGGGAGGUCGUAUGACGAACUCGCCAAGGCGCUUGGGUUUUCUGAAGAUAUCUUAACAAAUCGACGCAACCACGAAAUGUUUGGUGAACUAUUGCAACGAGUAAACUCCAAUGACUCUUGGAGUAAGACCAUGUUAGCCGAUGCGGUAUUUGUGGACGAGCAGUCUCAACUGCGCGCGGCAUACCGAUCUUACUUGCAUCGGGUCUACAAAGGCGAUGUUUUAAGUGUUAAUUUCAGAGAUGCUGUGAAAGUUAAGGAGAUGAUUAAUAAAUGGGUGAGUGAGCAAACAAAAGGGAAAUUAGAUCAAUUCCUAAAACAGUCAUUACCAAUGAAUACCAAAGUAGUAUUACUGAGCGCAUUGUACUUCAGCGGUCAGUGGGCCAACUCUUUUAUACCUGAACAUACGAGAAAAAUGCCAUUUACGCGAGUAAAUGAUACAAUUACUGCAGACCUCAUGUUGAACUUGGGAAAAUUCGACUAUAUAUUUUCGGUAAAAGAUGGACUGCAUAUGAUUGCGUUUCCAUACAACGACAGUGUGACUACAAUGUACGUACUUAAACCCCGGCUGCCCGAAGAAUCAAGUUUGUAUGAUUUAAUGGGGCGCUUAGAUUACUUUCAAAUUGACAACUUAAUCAAUCAAAUGACACGAGUAGACACAGUAGUGAGAUUUCCGAAGAUGAAUAUCAAAAGUGAUGUCAAUUUAGAAUCGCCACUAAAAGAACUCGGCAUAAAAUCGAUUUUUAAUCCAAAUGAAGCAAACUUCGCUCUCAUGAUAGAUACUAAUACAGUAGGUAACAAAACACAAGAUGAAUUAAUAUCAAGGAUAAACAAUAGAGAUGUAGAACCAAAAGGACUUAAGAGUAUUGUUAAUAGCCUUAUGAACCCAGGUGUCUAUAUAGAUUCCGUAAUGCAUGAAGUGAAGUUGAAAAUCGAUGAGUACGGUACUGAGGCAGUAGCAGCCACAAGCGGUAUACUAGCAAGGUCAUCUGAGCUAUUCUACGCAGAUUCUCCAUUUUAUAUGUUCAUAAGAAAUGAAAAAACCAAACUUAUCACUUUUAGUGCAGUUGUGUUUGAUCCCACGGUUUAACUUAAGAUAUUUAGUAGAUAUAAAUAAUAAAUAUAUUUUUUU